Molecule: messenger RNA, 3180 nt
Organism: Sinocyclocheilus rhinocerous
Lineage: Eukaryota; Metazoa; Chordata; Actinopteri; Cypriniformes; Cyprinidae
Product: FYVE, RhoGEF and PH domain-containing protein 4-like
Exons: 18
Coding region: 405-2588 (727 amino acids)
Biological process (GO): filopodium assembly; cytoskeleton organization
Cellular component (GO): cytoplasm
Molecular function (GO): guanyl-nucleotide exchange factor activity; metal ion binding
Source: RefSeq, a predicted model, not a curated record
UCUGGCAUGAUUCUUCGGAUAAGGACGGAACUGAACUGAAGUGGAAAUCUCACACACACGGCUGCCGUCUCCAAUCCGACAAAGACUCAGAUAAAGCCAGUAAUCCCAGCUGCUUUCCCUCCAAACAAUCUGAUGAAGAGGAACCUUGUGUUGGGGUCAAGAUUGCUCAGAACAAAGCCGUUGCUAGCCGUAGUUCUGAUGAGCAAGAUCAUCGCAAUGAGAAGUUGAGUCAUGGAUGUAGAUUCAGCAAUAAGAGCCUUACUGGAGUAAAUGGAAGAGUUUCAGGCCGACGGCCACCACUGCAUCCCAAACCACAAGUGCCUCCUAAACCAGCACACCUUCAGAGUCCGGUGACGGAAGUCUCCUUUCCUCUGGCUGCUGGAACAUCACCCAUCAAUCCCAGCAUGGAGAGGGGAGGAGUAGGAGGAGCAUUAGGGAGGGGCCUAGUGUCCAACCUCAUCAGUCGCUUUGAGGAGAACAGUCACACAGACAGUCGGAGGGAGGGCGCUCCUCUGAAGCAGGUCAGCAGAUCUCCCAACUGCAGCCCGGCUCACAAAAACUACCAGAGACAGACGGAGCAGCCCACAGACUCCAGCUCUGCUGCGAACAGCCCACGUCAUGCUCUCAAACCCCCCAAUGGGGUUCUAACCCAAAAGAACAGAGAACAGGACUGGAAUCAGGACAUGGAUGGAAUUACGCACGACACAGUUCCGGUCAUGAGGAUAGACAGGCAGGGACUGCUGAAUGGAGAUGCGAGCGAUGGGGCUAAGAGGGAAAUUAUGGACGAGGACUGUGCAGACCCGCCUCACGCUCACAUAGAACAGGCCGAGGAGGAGAGGAAAGUGCCGGAGCAGCAUGACGUUGUGAUGAAUAGCAUCCCAGAACAGAAGGAAACCAAUGAGCAGAAACUCUUCAAGAUAGCAAAUGAACUUCUGCAGACAGAGAAGGCUUAUGUUGCACGACUCAACUUACUAGAUAAGGUGUUUUAUGCCAAGCUGAUAGAAGAAGCCAGAAAAGACACGUUCACCAUGGAUGUGGUGAAAAACAUCUUUUCCAACAUCUCUUCCAUUCAUACCUUCCACAGCCAGUUCCUUCUGCCUGACCUGGAAAAACGCAUGGGAGAAUGGACGUCAACACCUCGCAUUGGGGACAUCCUACAGAAACUCACUCCCUUUCUGAAGAUGUACGCUGAAUAUGUGAGGAACUUUGAUCAUGCCAUGGAUCUGCUGAAGCAAUGGACAGAUCGAUCGCCUCCAUUUAAAGCCAUCAUUCUGGAAAUCCAGAGUCAAGAAGCAUGUGGCAGUCUGUCGCUGCAGCACCACAUGUUGGAGCCUGUUCAGAGAGUGCCACGAUACGAGAUGCUGCUCAAAGACUAUCUGAAGAAACUUCCUCAGGAUCACAUAGACCGGCGGGAUGCUGAAAAGUCUUUAGAGAUUAUUGCCAUGGCUGCCACUCAUUCCAACACCGCCAUUAGGAAAACAGAAAACCUUAAGAAAUUGCUGGAGAUUUAUGAGAUGCUGGGAGAGGAAGAGGACAUUGUGAACCCCUCAAAUGAGUUAAUAAAGGAGGGUCAUAUUCUAAAACUGGCAGCCAGAAACACUUCAGCCAUGGACAGAUAUCUCUUCCUGUUCAACAACAUGCUGCUGUACUGCGUUCCCAAGUUUAGCUUGGUGGGACAGAAGUUUACGGUUCGCACACGUAUCGGGAUUGAAGGCAUGAAGGUGAUGGAGACGUACAAUGAGGAUUAUCCUCACACCUUUCAGGUUUCCGGAAAGGAACGGACACUGGAGCUGCAGGCCAGCUCUGAACAGGAUAAAGAAAGCUGGAUAAAGGCAUUCCAGGAAACGAUACACAUCUCUCUCCAGAAAAAUGAGACCUUUAAGUCAGCAUUCAAAGAUGUGGAGGAAGUAACGGAUCUUAAGAUAUCAGAGCUGGGUAAAAGAGCCCCUCGCUGGAUCCGAGACAAUGAGGUGACCAUGUGCAUGAAGUGCAAAGAGUCCUUUAAUGCCAUCACACGCAGGAGACAUCACUGUCGGGCCUGUGGAUACGUGGUCUGCUGGAAGUGUUCAGACUACAAAGCCACUCUGGAAUAUGAAGGGAAUAAGAUGAACAAGGUGUGCAAAGACUGUUUCUGCAUCCUGACAGGCCAUAUAGACAGUGAGGAGAGGGAGGGCAAGAAGAAGGGCAUUCUAGAGAUUGAAGCUGCUCAGUUCUCGGGCAACAGUAUCAUGUGUGGCUUCCUGCAGUACUGCGAGAAGAACAAGCCCUGGCAGAAAGUCUGGUGUGUCAUUCCUCAAAAGGAAGCUCUAGUUCUCUACUUGUACGGAGCACCUCAGGAUGUCAAGGCCCAGUCCACGAUUCCUCUGCUCGGCUACCUGGUGGAGGACAGCCCAAGACCCACCGACCCUCCCGUGAGCUUCAGACUAUCUCAGUCUAAAUCAGUCCACAGCUUUGCAGCAGAAAGCGAGGAACUGAAACAGCGCUGGCUCAAAGUGAUCCAUAUGGCGGUGACAGGAGAGGUACCAAAACCGCCUGAAGACAACCAUUCUACGGAAAUCACCCAAGAGCCGAGCUCUAACGGCGUCUGAGCAAAGAGAGCAAACUCUUGUUGAAGAUUUUAGUACUGACGUGGCAAUGCUGUCGGUAAGAAAAGUGUUGACGCUCCCGCUUGCUGCGCCAUCUCUGCUGGUCCAGUUGUCCUGAAGAUCCAUUUGGAUUUGAACACAUCCAGAAUACGGGGCUUUAAAGCACAUGGAUAUCAGCUUCAUCCUUACCUGACAGAUUUGAAGUUCACAAAGGAUGCAGACGGAGCACAUGUGAAGAGUACAUGGAGAAACAGACAUGCUAUUCCAUCAUCACACUAUACUACAGCUGACGCAGCACUGUUUUAAGCCUAAUGUAAAAAUUGUACAAAUCAGAACAUUUACAUGUUGUAUGUAUAGUAUAUUGAGGCAAAAAUCCAGAUGUGUUGACACCAUUGUAAAAAAAAAAUAUGAUUUGUAUAUGCAGGACAAGAUUGCAAUUUACUGCAAAUAUAAAUUGCAUUCAGAUGCAAAAUGCUCUGCAUGCAAUAGAAGCUCCUUCAUUAUGGCCAGCAGACAUGGUGUGUUAUCACAGUUGUUGAUCCUAGGUUGAGUUGCAGCGGUAUAUCAUGGUAUUAAAAUUCACGAUUGAAUCUCA